Molecule: messenger RNA, 669 nt
Organism: Fusarium poae
Lineage: Eukaryota; Fungi; Ascomycota; Sordariomycetes; Hypocreales; Nectriaceae
Exons: 2
Coding region: 1-669 (222 amino acids)
Source: RefSeq, a predicted model, not a curated record
AUGUCCUCACAAACGACCAUGUCGCGUGAUCUUCCCAGUACCUCACCAAUAGACGGGGAACAGGAAACACAAAUCACCCCAAGACUCACGCAGCAGACGGCGUCGUCUGCGACUUUUGGAAGUAGCUCCGACGAGACCACAACCAGUCCUAUCACUGCACCCGGUGAUAAAAUGACUGACCCCCCACCAACAGACAGAACGACAGACAUGGAUUCUGGCAGCAGCGCAUCCAACCCGACUUCCGCAGAGAAUACAUCUCCCUUGGAAACUCGCACAACUAUGGCGGCAAAUGGAAACAAGCCGGCUAGCGAUGUCACAGAGACGCUAGUUGACGCUGCCUCUACAUCGGAAAUUGAGUGGAAAGGAAAAGCUAGUUCAGUCACGACUACAAGUACAAAACAGCCUCCUCCUACGACGCUGAUGCGCAGUACCACUAGCUCGUCCGAAGAGGCAGUGCCCAGCCAGAACACCGAGCCAGAAGAAGGUGAAGUCCAACAAUGGCCGGUUUGUAACGGCCGGAACAGCGGCCCCACCAUGGCAGUGGCUUCGCGAAUGAUAUCCGCAAAGUCGUUUUGCGACCAGUUCAGGGAGGCCCCGCUGACUCUCGAAGCCCGUACUACACAUGCUUAUCUUAUUACACAUCAGCUGGUUGAUGUCAAGGCCGUUUAA